This is a messenger RNA of Oncorhynchus keta (chum salmon), 855 nucleotides long. Its product is annotated as type-4 ice-structuring protein-like. Bases 120 to 482 code for a protein of 120 amino acids. The record is from RefSeq and is a predicted model, not a curated record. The transcript has 4 exons. Lineage: Eukaryota; Metazoa; Chordata; Actinopteri; Salmoniformes; Salmonidae.
GGGCUUGAUCUGGGGUGGCCCCAAUCGUUCCUGAAGGACUAUAAGACCUUUGGGAGGCUCAAGGAAAGAUACCGUCCGGCCUAAACUGUCCUGCAAUUCAGGUGCCAUACUCAGCAGCCAUGAAGUUCUCCCUUGCCGCCCUAGUUGUCGUGCUCGCUCUGGCACACGGAAGCCAAGCAACACAGUCCCCCGAGGUUGAGAAGCUGGCACAGUAUUUCCAGGAUCUGUCAGCUCAGCUGACCUCCACCACUCAGGAGCUAGUGCAGAAGAUCCAGUCAGAGACCUUCGUAGAGGAUGGAAAGGCCCAGAUGCAGCAGAUCCAGGCCCAGCUGGCACCCCUGGCCGAUAAUAUGCAGGCCCAGCUGAAGCCCCUGGCUGAGAACAUGCAGGCCCAGCUUAAGCCUCUGGUCGACAACUUCCAGGCUCAGAUGGAAGACCUCUUCCGCAAGCUGAUGGACCAGACCAAGUCCCUCGGCCAAUAAAGCAGUUAUUUUUCAAUAACCUUAUCACCUCGGACCGAAUCAACAGCUCCAUGGGCUUACAAUCAGUCAAAACCAAUCCAACAAGAACCCGACAAGCUUUCAACCCUCUGCUUAAGUCAAUCAAUCAAUCAAUCAAUCAAUCAAUCAAAUGUAUUUAUAAAGCCCUUCUAACAUCAGCUGAUGCCACAAAGUGCUGUACAGAAACCCAGCCUAAAACCCCAAACAGCAAGCAAUGCAUGUGUAGAAGCAUGGUGGCUAGGAAAAACUCCCUAGAAAGUAUUUUUGUGCCAAGAAGAAUGUGCCAAGACGAAUGUUGUUGACAUGCAAAGACAGACAGUAGUAAUCCAGAACAUCAUUAAAACUUGGAAACAAA